This is a messenger RNA of Zerene cesonia (dogface butterfly), 510 nucleotides long. RefSeq names its product CGG triplet repeat-binding protein 1-like. Gene Ontology annotation, molecular function: double-stranded DNA binding. The transcript has a single exon. Gene Ontology annotation, cellular component: nucleus. NCBI's taxonomy places the organism in Eukaryota, Metazoa, Arthropoda, Insecta, Lepidoptera, Pieridae. The record is from RefSeq and is a predicted model, not a curated record. The annotation marks the transcript as partial. Gene Ontology annotation, biological process: regulation of transcription by RNA polymerase II.
AUGGGCCGCCCGAAAGUAGAAUUAUCUGAACGAGUAAAAAAGUUCAAAGAGGAUGGCUUGUAUUUAAGCGAUACUAACAUCGUAAUGUGCAAAUACUGCAACAUGCGUUUGGAAGGAGAGAAGUUGGAUACUUUGAAGAAGCAUACGACUUCUGUUACCCAUUUAAGAAAGAAAUCUGAUCCUCAACCAGGGCCCUCUGGAAUAAAAAGGCAAUCCACAAUAGUUGGUGCUUUUGAAGUGCAAAAGCGUGCUAAAACGGAGAAAGAGGAAUUUGUGCUUGACACUGUAAAAAUGUGUUUAAAAGCAAAUAUUCCGUUGAAUAAAAUAGACCAUCCAGCUGUUCGCAGUUACAUGGAAAAAUAUGUGCCUGGCUCGGGUAACCUGCCUUCUGGAGAUAAUUUGAGACGUAAGUACGUACCACAGUGCGGUGUUUCGGAGAAAGAUGAAAUAAAACAAAAACUGAAGGAUCAGCCUGUAGUUGUGGUGGCCGACGAACUUCUGACAAACAAG